Molecule: messenger RNA, 2184 nt
Organism: Pelodiscus sinensis (Chinese soft-shelled turtle)
Lineage: Eukaryota; Metazoa; Chordata; Testudines; Trionychidae
Gene: QDPR
Product: quinoid dihydropteridine reductase
Biological process (GO): tetrahydrobiopterin biosynthetic process; L-phenylalanine catabolic process
Cellular component (GO): cytoplasm
Molecular function (GO): NADPH binding; 6,7-dihydropteridine reductase activity; NADH binding
Source: RefSeq, a predicted model, not a curated record
CUGCUGAUGGGGCGGGCCCCGGCCCCAGGCUCUGGCAGGCAGCGGGCUGCAGAGAAGGCGAGAGGGAGCCAGGCGCGCAGCGGACGGAGCAUGGCAGCCGCAGCCGAGGCGCACAGGGUGCUGGUGUACGGCGGCAGAGGGGCGCUGGGGGCCACGUGCGUGCAGCAUUUCCGAGCCAAGCACUGGUGGGUUGCCAGCAUUGACCUCGCAGAAAAUGAAGAAGCUAAUGCCAAUGUUGUUGUGAAAAUGACCGACUCCUUCACUGAGCAAGCAGAGCAGGUGACAGCAGAUGUUGGAAAACUUCUGGGUGAACAGAAGGUGGAUGCUAUCCUGUGCGUAGCUGGAGGAUGGGCAGGUGGUAGUGCAAAAGCUAAAUCUUUAUACAAAAAUUCUGACCUGAUGUGGAAACAGAGUGUUUGGACAUCAACUAUUUCCAGUCACUUAGCCACAAAACAUCUGAAAGAAGGAGGCUUAUUGACACUGACAGGAGCAAAAGCUGCUUUGGCUGGAACUCCAGGGAUGGUUGGGUAUGGCAUGGCGAAAGGAGCAGUGCAUCAGCUUUGUCAGAGUUUAGCUGGUGUGAAUAGUGGCCUGCCAUCUGGGUCUGCUGCUGUUGCUGUUCUGCCAGUUACCUUGGAUACACCAAUGAACAGGAAAUCAAUGCCUGAUGCAGAUUUCAGCUCCUGGACACCCCUAGAAUUCCUUGCAGAAACCUUUUAUGACUGGAUCACAGGCAAAAACCGGCCCAGCUCAGGCAGCCUAAUCCAGGUGGUAACCACAAGAGGCAAGACAGAACUAGCAGCCGCACAUCUUUGAGAUUGAUCAGUGUAAUUGUUUGUGAAAACAGCAAAGGAGAAAAUUGUAGCAUCCUAGUCCAGUUUGGGUGAUCUUCUGUAUCCAGUGAUUGUUACCUUAUUUGUGAAACAAGAAGUUGAAUAAUAUUUCUCUGUUCUUAGAUGCAAACAACAUUCCUCUACCAAAAGAUGAGUUAUCUUCUAUAUAUACCAAGGCUAUAGAUUUUUAAGAUCUGCAAAUAACCCUCUAGAGAAAACGCAAGAUAAGGAUACCUCUGUUUAACACCACUAUUUGCCUAAAUAUAUUCAUCAGAAAUUGUGUUUAAUGAUAUACAGGGUGAACCUCUCUCAUCUGGGACUCUCUAGCCCGGCAACAUCCAUGGUCCAGCAUGACCAUGGAUUUUGCUAGACCAGAGAGCCCCUGGACCAGAGAGCCUGGGGCUACAGGGCUGCUUACAGCCAUGCUCUGCACCAUGGGACAGAGGAACCACGGCAGUCUGGGUGCACCGGGGAAUGGAACCGUGGCAUCCUCGGCAGCCCUAGAGCUACAGAGCCCCAGUGGCCUGGAGCCACAAAGCACUAGAAGCCCCAGGGAGUAGAGCUCCAGUAGUCCUGGGGCAUCAUAGCUGUGGCAGCCACUAUGGCCCCAGGGAGUGGAGCUGCAGUGUUCCCAGUGUCCCCAGGACAGUGGAGCAACAGCAGCCAGGACUGACCGGCAGACCUGAGAGGCAGCAGCCUGUGGGCAGAGGAGCUUGGCAGUGGAGAGAAGAGUCCUGCUUGGUUGCUGACAGACAGAGAGCCCAGAGUUUAUCAGCAGAGGGGCAGAAUUGACCUCCCCUUAUCCAACAAACUCCUGCCUUUGGGACUGGUCCGGUCUCAGGGUGCUGGACCAGAGAGGUCUAUCCUGUACCUACAUAUAUAACUAUCCAGUUGUAUGUGAGUUGUCUUUUGGGCAUUUCAGCAGUAUUGUUGUGUGUUGUUUUAUUAUCCUAAUGCUAAUUUUGGUGUUGGACAGAGAUAUAAAACAAAAUCACUGCAACUCAGUCUUGUUACCCCUUUUCCUAUGAGUAUCCUAUACCAUUUCACAUUGUUCCAAUUGAACCAAUGGUACUGAAUAAAGGUUAAUUGCAUAUGAUGGUGUUGCAAGAUUAGAAUCCUUAAAUUGCCUUAAUUCUUUUUCAAAGCAUCUGUCAGCCCCAUAAUUAUUGUAGGGUGUUGCCUAUUCCAAAUAACUGAUAUAUGAUAUUCUACAUGUGUCUUGUGUAACUCUUGCUGGCUCUUUGCACCUUCAGAUAGUAAAGUGCUCUACGAUAUAAAAGUAGAACACACAGAUUAUUGUUAGUCUUAUACAGGAUUUUGUGCCAAAUAAAUAAAUACAUAUAUAGUUUUA